UCGGGCCCAGUCAGCGGCCAUAUUGUAGCGAAGGAGACGGUGCACGAAGGUGUCGAUGGAGUGAGGAGAAUUACUAGCUUAAACAAGAAACGAUUGAUAUUAGGGACUUUUAGGCGUCGUCGAGAACUUUGCAAAAUAUAACAAUGGAUGACAAAACACAGAUGAAAGAGUUAAACCAGUGGAUAGACCAGUUGAUGGAGUGUAAACAGUUGGCGGAGAAUCAAGUCAAAACUCUCUGUGAAAAGGCCAAGGAAGUAUUAGCAAAGGAGAGCAAUGUACAAGAGGUCAAAUCUCCAGUAACAGUAUGUGGAGAUGUCCACGGACAGUUCCAUGACUUAAUGGAACUGUUUAAGAUUGGAGGGCGCUCUCCUGACACCAACUAUCUUUUUAUGGGAGAUUAUGUUGAUAGAGGGUACUAUUCCGUAGAGACAGUCACCUUGCUAGUAUGUCUUAAGGUUCGAUAUCGGGAAAGGAUAACCAUUCUUCGUGGCAACCACGAGUCACGUCAGAUCACCCAAGUUUAUGGUUUCUACGAUGAAUGCUUGCGCAAAUAUGGAAAUGCUAAUGUAUGGAAGUACUUUACGGAUUUGUUUGACUACCUACCCUUGACAGCAUUAGUCGACAGUCAAAUAUUCUGCCUACAUGGUGGCCUAUCACCAUCCAUAGACACACUUGAUCACAUUAGAGCACUUGACCGGCUGCAGGAAGUUCCACACGAGGGUCCCAUGUGUGAUCUCCUCUGGUCUGAUCCCGAUGACCGUGGUGGCUGGGGCAUUUCCCCACGAGGAGCUGGGUACACCUUUGGCCAGGAUAUAUCCGAGACCUUCAACCACUCAAAUGGUCUUACGUUGGUGUCACGAGCCCAUCAGUUGGUUAUGGAGGGCUAUAACUGGUGCCAUGAUCGCAAUGUUGUAACAAUCUUUUCUGCGCCAAACUAUUGCUAUCGGUGUGGCAACCAAGCAGCCAUUAUGGAGCUUGAUGACUCACUGAAGUAUUCAUUCCUCCAGUUCGACCCUGCACCAAGGAGAGGAGAGCCCCAUGUUACACGACGUACGCCAGACUAUUUCCUGUAGAAAUGCAUGCUAUCACUUAUACUACUAUCAAGAACACAGCUACUGUUGCCAAAGUGCUCAGUCCGUGUUGA
Molecule: messenger RNA, 1144 nt
Organism: Penaeus indicus
Lineage: Eukaryota; Metazoa; Arthropoda; Malacostraca; Decapoda; Penaeidae
Product: serine/threonine-protein phosphatase 2A catalytic subunit beta isoform
Exons: 5
Coding region: 144-1073 (309 amino acids)
Biological process (GO): mitotic cell cycle
Cellular component (GO): cytosol
Molecular function (GO): protein serine/threonine phosphatase activity
Source: RefSeq, a predicted model, not a curated record